AUGAGCCACAACGACGCACUUCUGGAAAACCUGAAUGAGUUCAAAAGUAAGGUUCGGGCGAGUCCUAAUACUUCACCUUGGAAGAAGGGAACUAGCGACUCUAAAAGGCGAGAUAUUGAAUUGGAAGACAGCCCCACCGUCAAAAGACCUAAAACAGCCGGAUCUGUGCCAUCGACAAGUGGCGCGACAUCAGACGGAAGUUUGACCGGUACUCAUUUGUCUACGAAACUUCUGUUAGCCACGGAAUACAUUCAGGAGCGUGGAGAAGCGGUGCCUAUACCGCAGAUCGAAUCCUAUCUAUCGCUUUCGGCAGACAAUAACGUUAUUCCACUGCUCAAGAACAUCAACAAGAUCAAAUUCGACCCGAAGCAGAAUACGCUGCAGUAUGUGUCUAUCUACGAUGUUCAUUCGGCAGAAGAAUUGCUGCGAUUGCUGCGCACGCAGGUAACGUUCAAGGGCAUUUCAUGUAAGGAAUUGAAAGAUGGCUGGCCACAGUGCAACGAGGUUGUGGACGAAAUGGAGGCAAAGAACCGAGUGCUGGUGCUGCGUACCAAAAAGGAUAACCAGCCCAGGUUUGUUUGGUACAAUUUUGGCGGACCCGUCGGCAGUGUCGACGAAGAUUUCGUGAAGAUGUGGGAGACUUGUAAGCUGCCGCAGCGGGGCGAGUUACCCAGGAAGUUGACAGACCUGGGACUCAAGCCUGCGAGUGUUGACCCUGCGACCGUGAAAAAACAAUCAACGCGGGUCCAGGCCAAGAAAAGGAAACAGCGCAAAGGCAAAAUCACCAAUACCCACAUGGCCGGCAUCCUCAAAGACUAUUCAGACCGCGUAUGA
Molecule: messenger RNA, 834 nt
Organism: Lachancea mirantina
Lineage: Eukaryota; Fungi; Ascomycota; Saccharomycetes; Saccharomycetales; Saccharomycetaceae
Source: the annotation of a GenBank genome assembly